Messenger RNA from Zea mays, 1509 nucleotides. RefSeq lists its product as uncharacterized. Bases 329 to 763 code for a protein of 144 amino acids. The record is from RefSeq and is a predicted model, not a curated record. Lineage: Eukaryota; Viridiplantae; Streptophyta; Magnoliopsida; Poales; Poaceae. The transcript has a single exon.
CGGUGGUGCACGUUCUGCCGCCCGCGCAUCCCGCCCCGCCCGCGGCCGCACCUUGCCCCGCAUCACGCAGUCCAGGCGCAAUUCCUGCUCGCGAAGGUUUCGGGAAAGGUUGAACACCGCAUUUCGCCUCCGGUGUCUGUCUGCCUGCCUGGCUCGUGCUCCUCGGCGUCGCCCUCACCCCCAUCUCGAGGCCGCCACCCCGCCGCCAUCCUGGCUCACCCCACGACGCAAAUCUGUGUGCCGCCCCUCCCCUCCCAUAUCGCCAUCUCUCCUCCCCUCCCCGGUCACCACCCAUACCUCAGCCACCUCGGCGGUUGUGCUAGGGGCGAUGGUGGUGGAGGCUGCGGUCGCAGCUGUGUUAGUGGAGGAGAUGUGGUGGCGGCAGCUAGACAGCAUCGUGAGCGCGGUGUCGUUUGGGCUCAUGUCCAUGUUCCUUGCCAUUGCCAUCCUCGAGCACUUCCUCCGCCCCCUGGCCCACACGCUCGAGCACGCGCCGCCCCGGGGGAUCCGCCACCGCCUCCUCCUCUUCCUCAGCCGUGGCGGUGAGCGCAGCGCCGCCCCCAGUUUAGAUCUUGAGGCGGCGACGAAGCUUCAAGCCCACGCGCCCCUCGAGAUGGGGCCGAUGCGGACGCGGAUCCGAAACUGGACCAUGGGGCCGACGGGGUGGCCGCGUGGUGGGUGUGGGUCGCGCUCACCGUCUGCGUUGAUGUCGUCGGCGUCGGUCUCGCGCUCGUCGGGUUCCUCUACUGAACAAGGUUUCUAGGGAUUCCCCGGUUUCUAGGAAUUCCGUCGUCGCUUGGCGCUGCCCUGUUAUCGUAGGUGUCGCCAGCUGCCGGUCCUGUGGCCCGUGCAGGUGCAGCCAUGCCCUUCCAUGGUGUGCCACACCAGCUCUCGGAGGUGCACAAGAAGCGCACGCUCUACCAUCCCGAGUUGCCCUCUGCCUCCAGGUACGCACCUCCUCGUUACGGCGGUCGAAAUGUUCAUGAACGCGAGCUCUCAGAGGUGUAGAAGAAGCGCACGCUCAGAGGUGCAGAACAGAUACGCACCUCCUCCAGAGUAAGAAUUUUCUCUGCUUCCCGGUUAGGAAGAAACAACAUUCUGAUUUAAUCUGUAUUUUUUCCAAACAAAUUGACAUAUCUAGGAGCAUUUGUUGCAGCUUUUGAGCUCUAAUUAUUUAAAGUUCAAACAACUCAAUCUAUUUGAUUUUAAUUGUAAUUACAACGCAGUAGUAUUGUUCUAUUGUCUUAUUGUGAGUGGUUCAUGGUUCAAACUUUUUUGACGCCUUAAAAAAUUUAUAUCUCCAACUUUUUCUUUGGUGCAAAAUUUGGCCCAGUACAGACAAAAGCUUUUAUGACAUGGUUUAGUAGCCAUCUGUUUGGUAAAUAUUUGUUAUUUCCAUGUAUGGUAACCGAUUUCUCCAAAGGGAUACAUUUGUAGAACUAAUCAUUUACUCUUGAUGGUUUGUAGGCAUUUCGUUUGUUACUCAUCCAUCGGACAUGCAUUUGGUCC